Messenger RNA from Phragmites australis (common reed), 4368 nucleotides. Its product is annotated as disease resistance protein Pik-2-like. Gene Ontology annotation, biological process: defense response to other organism. Gene Ontology annotation, molecular function: ADP binding. Bases 172 to 3060 code for a protein of 962 amino acids. The record is from RefSeq and is a predicted model, not a curated record. NCBI's taxonomy places the organism in Eukaryota, Viridiplantae, Streptophyta, Magnoliopsida, Poales, Poaceae. The transcript has 3 exons.
GUGUCAGCGUAAAAUACUCCUCCGCAUUGCGAGUGCCCCCCCACGCAUUAGCUGACAGACGUCCUGGCGUGUUAAAGAUGCGUAUUGGAGAUCUGGUCACCACACCACUUCCAUCCACACUACAUCAUACCCACAAAUUAGCUGAUUCAGUCUUGGGAGCUCAACGCGAGCAUGGAUCUGGUGACGGGGGCGAUGGGCAGCCUCGCCCCCAAGCUGCUCCAGCUGCUCCAAGAUGAGUACAAGCUGCACAAUUGCGUCAAGGAGGAAGUUAAAUCCCUCUCAAAGGAGCUGGAGAGCAUCCACGUCUUCCUCCGCAAGGUGGCGGAAGUGCCGUGGGACCAGCUCGACGAGCAGGUCAAGGUCUGGGCACGCGAGGUCAGGGAGGCGUCCUACGACAUGGAGGAUGUCCUCGACACCUUCCUCGUGCGCGUCGAGGGCCGUGACCCCGCCGACCCGAGCAAGCUGAAACGAUUCAUGAAGAAGAUGCGCAACCUAUUCAGCAAAGUCAAGGGUCACCAUGAAAUCGCUGGUGCCAUCGAAGGCAUCAAGAAGCAACUCCAGGAGGUGGCCGAGAGGCGUGCCAGGUACAAAGUUGAUGAGAUCGUGGCCAAGACUGCCGCAACGACAUCGACUAUUGAUCCUCGCCUUGAGGCUAUGUACAAAGAAGCUACACAGCUCGUUGGGAUCGACAAGUCAAGGGGCGAGAUCAUAUCCAUGCUGACGUCGUCCCAAGGAGACGAUGCGUCCAACAAGAAGAUCAUGAAGAAAGUUUCCAUUGUUGGAGUCGGAGGAUUGGGCAAGACCACUCUUGCCAAAGCAUCAUAUGAUAAGCUUAAGUCGCACUACGAUUGCGGGGCUUUUGUUUCGGUUGGGCGGAAUCCUGACUUGGUGAAAGUUUUCAAGGACAUUCUCUUUUAUCUUGACAAACACGAGUACAAGGACAUUCAUAACACAGGAAGAGGUAUAGAUCUGCUCAUCCACGAACUCCGAGAAUUCCUCGAGAAGAAAAGGUAUUUCAUUGUUAUUGAUGACAUAUGGGAGCCACAGUCUUGGGAAAAAAUCAAAUUGGCUCUUGUUGAGAAUAACUGUGGAAGUAGAAUAAUCACAACUACUCGUAAAUUUGAAGUUGCCAAAGAAGCUGGUGAGGUUUACAAGCUACAACCACUUUCAUAUGAUAACUCCAAAAAGUUAUUCUAUACAAGGAUAUUUGGUGAAGAAAAAAGUCAUGAUAACCAACCGGAUGAGGUAUGCGAUAAAAUUCUAAAGAAAUGUGAUGGUAUACCGUUAGCUAUCAUCACAAUGGCUAGUUUGUUGGUGGGAAACCCAAAGGAAGAAUGGUCCAAUCUCUAUAGUGCUAUUGGCUUUGGACAUAAAGAUAGCAGGCAUGUAGAAAAUACUAUACAGAUAUUAUCUUUUAGCUACUACGAUUUACCUUCACAUCUAAGGACAUGCUUAUUGUAUCUAAGUGCAUAUCCAGAAGACUAUGUUAUUGAGAAAGAUCCUUUGAUAUCGAAGUGGAUAGCUGAAGGUUUUGUCCAUGAGAAACAGGGGAAACGGUUAUUUGAGGUCGGAGAAGGAUACUUCAACGAUCUGAUAAAUAGAAGCAUGAUCCAGGCAAUGGAGAGUGAACGGAAUGGCAUAGUAUAUGGUUGCUGUGUUCAUGAUAUGGUUCUUGAUCUCAUCCGUGACUUGUCAUAUGAAGAAAACUUUGUUGCUAUAUUAGAUAAUGUUGAAGGCACAAUAUCAAAGGGCAAUGUACGUAGGUUAGCCCACCAAAAUAGUAUCGCAGAGCACAUUACUCCUCAGGCUAACGAUAUGGACAUGCCACAAGUGAGGUCAUAUAUUGUGUUUAGGUGUGAUAUUAAUCAACAUGUCCCACUUUCGAGCUUUAAACUUCUACGUGUGCUGGCCAUAGAAGAUUGCAAAGGUGUCCGUCUUGAGAAUCUUGGGAAUUUACUUCAUUUGAGAUAUCUUGGGCUAAGACGUACAAAUAUUAGUGAGAUCCCGAAACAAAUAGAGAAUCUGAAGUUUCUGCAAACACUUGAUGUGACGGAUACUGGGAUAAGAGAACUGCCAGCAAGUUUCUUCAAGCUAACACAGUUGAUGUGCCUAUGUUCUGCUUCAAAAGGAAUGAGAGUGCCGGAUGGAUUUGGACAGCUGACAUCCCUGGAGGAGCUGAGGAUAAUACUACCUGGCACAGACGACAAGUCUAAGAUGGAGAGGUUUGUGAAGGAUCUGGGCAGCCUGAAACAACUGAGGGUGCUCCAGACUCGGUUUGAUGUGAUGGAUGACAGCCUGCAGAAAGAUUUGGUGGAGUCUCUAUGCAAUCUCCACAAGAUACAGCAUCUAAGUCUGUUUUUCGAAGAAUUUAUCGAUGCAGUUGAAGCCACGUGGGAAGCACCAGGCUUUGUGCUCCCGAAAGAUCUCCGUCAUUUGAAUUUGUUCAACAUUAAGUUCCCUAGGCUGCCGUCAUGCAUUAAUCUCUCGUGUCUUCCCAACCUCUCUUUCUUGCGUUUGGAAGUGAAAACUAUGGAUGAGCAGGUUCUGGAAAAACUUGGUAGGUUGCCGGAACUCCGUUAUCUCAGUCUGCAUACCGACUCCGUGGUAACAAUAAGCAAUAUUAAUGCCGGUGAUAGAUUCUUCCAGAAGCUAAGGUGGUUCCGGAUGCCAUUUGCAAUGGUCCAGUUUCAGGGUAACGAGGACUCGAGCGUUUCAUUUCAUAUAUGGAAUGGAAACGGUGUUGUGCCCUUUGGCUCCAGAAAAAACGACCGCAGCAGCCUGCCCGUUGCCGUGAUGCCAAACCUUCAAGUGCUUCAGAUUGCUGUCUUGCUCGAGUGCUUGGAUGGCAACUUUGACUGUGGCAACAUUGGCUUGGAAUACCUGCAUUCGCUUAAGAGAGUCAAAGUGUGUAUCUAUUGCAGGGGUGCGUCUGAUGCGAAGGUGAAUGAAGCGCAGGCUGCGCUGCAGAACGAAAUCGAGGCCCAUCGCAACUGUCCCGUGCUUGAUCUUCGUCUGGACCAAGUAGAGUAUAUACGGCGACGAACAGCUGAGGGACGGUGAUGUACCCACCGAAAAAGAAGGUGAGGAGGAGCAGGAUGAGGCCUCCUGCUGGUGUCUCCCAAUUAAGCAUAGCGAACUCCUGAAUCGAUUCAAAUUUUAAUCCAAACUUUGCCUGCAUGCUGCAUAUGUACGUACGUACUCUCUCUGCACCCUCUUCCGUUUCCAUCGCAUUUUUCUGCUUCUUCUUCAGUACGCAGCCAAUCAUGUUCAGUAGCGUUGUUAGCUGGAUGAACUACUCUGCUUCCGGGCACCAUUUUCCACGUGCCCUUGUGCCACAAGUUUCUGCUGGGUGUUGCAGAUCGUGCACCUCAGUCAACGUAAUUCUGAUGAGUUUUGGAAAUUUUAGAGAAUUCUCAACUGACGUAAUAUAUCUACACCAAAAUAAACAUUGACCGUUAUAUACAAGGGUGUAAGCACACUUUCUUGAACACCGUAUGCUUGCCAUUAAGCAAAUACAUGCACGCUUGCUUUUGCUCAUGUUAUAUUAAGUCUCUCACACACACUCUCUUUAUAUAUAUAUAUAUAGACACACACAUAUCAGAAAGUAGUAUAUACUUCAAUUAUAAUAGAAUCAAAUAUAAAUUGAGAUUCCGAGAGUAAAAACUAGUUUUUCUAUAUAUAUAUAUUUAUUAGUCUUGCUUUGCCACUACACAUAUUUACAUACCUAGCUAUAUAUCUGCCUUGACAAACAAAACUAGUGGCAGUAAACUCAUUCGCAUCUUACCAUGGCAUAUCACGUAUGCUCGUAGCUUAUUCUAGUUCUAUGUGUAUGCGAUUCCUUUCCGAUCCUAGCUGGUCAGGUAGCAAAGUUAAACAGUACUGAACUAGCUCUUCAAAUUCCCCGCCUACUUUGAGUUGCAUCCUGCUAGCUGCAUAAACUCUAUUUCUGGGCACCACUCGAUUCCCUUUUCUGGUCUCUGCAUUGUAGCUACGUGUCCUUCAUCACAUUGUUGCAACUUGCAAAUAAUUCUAAGUUUUAUACUUUCCUUUUUAGUGUACUAGAGAACAGAGGUUACAAUUUUUUAUUCAAAUUUUAUUAUUCUAAUUUAGUUAAGAACAAUUGCUAAUUCUGUUCAUAGCAUUGCCACCCAUCAAAAUCACAGGUUCCUUAAUUAAACACUUAAACCUUAAAAUUAAGAUUCCACAGUUCAUAUAUAUACCAGGUGUACGCAACAUAUAUUUGGUCUGCUGCCACUAGCAUUGGUUUACUUGUUUUGCCAUUGUAGAUGUAUGCACGCGUAUAUGCUUUGAUAUGUGUGUGCUCAUUCAUAUAUAAUUAACCAUACUCAUAUAUACAUUUUUUCAUGU